Messenger RNA from Carlito syrichta (Philippine tarsier), 957 nucleotides. Its product is annotated as olfactory receptor 52N2-like. Gene Ontology annotation, molecular function: olfactory receptor activity; G protein-coupled receptor activity. The record is from RefSeq and is a predicted model, not a curated record. Gene Ontology annotation, biological process: G protein-coupled receptor signaling pathway. Gene Ontology annotation, cellular component: membrane. NCBI's taxonomy places the organism in Eukaryota, Metazoa, Chordata, Mammalia, Primates, Tarsiidae.
AUGGAGGAAGAGAUCAUCGUGUCUGGGGCCAACAGCUCCAGCCUGACCACAGGAUUCUUUAUCUUGAAUGGUGUUCCUGGCCUGGAAGCUGCACACAUCUGGAUUUCCCUGCCAUUCUGCUUCAUGUAUAUUGUUGCUGUAGUGGGAAACUGUGGGCUCAUCUACCUCGUCAGCCAUGAGGAGGCCCUUCACCAGCCCAUGUACUACUUCCUGGCCCUGAUCUCCUUCACUGACGUCAUCUUAUGCACCACCACCGUUCCUAAUAUGCUGUGCAUAUUCUGGUUCAACCUCAAGGAGAUCGACUUUAAUACUUUCCUGGUCCAGAUGUUUUUUGUCCAUAUGUUGACUGGGAUGGAGUCGGGGGUGCUCAUGCUUAUGGCCUUGGACCGCUAUGUGGCCAUCUGCUACCCCUUACGCUAUGCUACCAUCCUCACCAACUCUGUCAUCGCCAAGGUCGGUCUUGCCACCUUCUUGAGAAGUGUCAUUCUCAUCCUCCCAUUCACUUUCCUCACCAAGCGCCUGCCUUAUUGCCGGGGGAACUUUAUCCCCCACACCAUGUCUGUGACCAAGUUAUCCUGUAGAAAUUUCAAAGUCAAUGCUAUCUAUGGCCUUUUGGCAGCCCUUAUGAUUGGAGGCUUUGAUAUGGUUUGUAUCGCUGUGUCUUAUACUAUGAUCUUGCAGGCAGUGGUGAGUUUGUCAUCAGCAGAUGCCCAUUACAAGGCCUUCAGUACCUGUACUUCCCACAUAUGUGCUAUUGUUAUUACAUAUGUUCCAACAUUAUUCACUAUUUUUACUCACCGUUUUGGGGGGGAAAGUAUUCCCCACCAUGUCCAUAUCAUUGUUGCCAAUCUCUAUCUAAUGUUUCCUACCACUCUGAAUCCCAUUGUUUAUGGAAUGAAGACCAAGCAAAUCCGGGAAGGGGUGAUCAAGUUAUUUUUUAAGGAAAAAAUAUCCUAG